AUGAUUGGAGCAAGAGUCGUCGUCUCAGGCGAUCGCGGGAACAAGAAAUGUUUGCGGCUACGAGAUUGAUUGGCCGGCGAAUCCAUGGCACAAGCGAUGUCACUGUUCCAAAGCUCUCAGGAUUCUCUAUUGUAUCUCCCAAACACGUUGCGGUAGAAUAUGCAGAUGGCACCAAGUUCAAAUUCUCUUCAGAGUUUCUGAGAGUCAAUAGUCCAGCUGCUGAUGGGAAAGUCAGAUCAGUCGGUGGUGACAAGGUGAUAUCUGGAAGGCGGUAUGUAGGAAUCAUGUCUGCAGAGCCGGUGGGAAAUUAUGGCGUAACGUUAGUGUUUGAUGACUUGCAUAGAACAGGGAUAUAUCCAUGGGAUUAUUUCUACGAGCUUGGUAGCAAUAAGUUUGGUCUCAUGAGAAACUAUGUCAAGACUCUCCAAAAGCAUCAUCUCAGCCGCGAACCUCCUCCCAGAAGGAAAUGAUUCUGAUCAAUGUGUUCUAAAACUUUGUUCAACUUGUGCAGAGACAUGAAAUCAAUAUUGUUGUCUUGUUCCAGAGUUAGGGAACACAAAUAGUUC
This is a messenger RNA of Brassica oleracea var. oleracea, 566 nucleotides long. RefSeq lists its product as uncharacterized. The record is from RefSeq and is a predicted model, not a curated record. Bases 48 to 470 code for a protein of 140 amino acids. The transcript is spliced from 4 exons. NCBI's taxonomy places the organism in Eukaryota, Viridiplantae, Streptophyta, Magnoliopsida, Brassicales, Brassicaceae.